AUUCGAAUUUUUCUGAGCAGUGUCUGUGGGACCCAGUUUGCAGCUAUACACAAUUUUUUCGCUUCAAAUUGAUUUCUUGUCUUUCUUCUGUCUUCUGGAGCUCAUUCAAGAAAUUCUUUGCUCUUUCAUCGACCCUUUUUGAGUUGUUGAAUGUCCAAGAUUUUCAAUUCUUUGUUUCUUCAAGCAAGAGAUGCAAUCUGGGCUUUGAAGAUUGGGUAUGCUAAUCAUAUGCUUUGCAAGUAUUUCAAGAAUAUGAUUACUUGUUCAUUGGAUUUGUUUAAGGGAUGAAAGGAUAUCAAAUGUAACGCGUGGAAUCAUUGCAGUGCAAAGUUGACAAAACUCAAGUAACUACAGAAAGCAGGAAAAUAGGCAUUCCACGAAAUUAAAGUUUGGGCAUCUGUCCAGUGUAGAGAGAAUUCCACUUCUCUCACAAUGCCAUCAGUCAGUCCUACUGCUUCAUUAAGAAGCACUGAGAGCUCUGUAUCAAGUUGCAGUGACAUUUCAGUUGACACAAACUUUGACGACCGGGUAUAUGUGGAAGACAGCAGCACAGACAGCGGUCAAGAAGAUUCCGAUGCUUUAUCAAAGGGGCAUCUGGAUGACUCAAACUUACCAGUUAAAUUGAACGGUUUUCAUCAUAUCAGUAGCUUGGUGAAACAUGACUCUGGCGAAGUUCGAAAUGUUGACAACUUUAGAAGCAUCAGAAAUGCAGAAAGCGUAGGAACCUUUGAAGUUCAGGAAGCAGACAAGAGUACAGAAAGAGUGAGUUCAUCUGUUGAGAUAUCUGGGAUAUCUCUUUCAAACAAUGAAUUGGAUGCUGAAUUUUGGCUACCUCCAGAACCAGAAGAUGAGGAGGAUGAUAUAAUAGGUAGCGUUGCGAAUUAUGACGAUGAUGAAGAUGAAUGUGGUGAUGGUGUCAGCUGGAGUAAACCUAGUUCUUUAAGCAGCUUUGGAGAAGAAGGCAGUGGAAGUUACAAGUUCAAAGAGGAAAAGCUUAAAGCAAUGAACAAUGUCAGGAACGGGAAAUUUAUGGCCCUUGUUAGUCAACUUAUUAAGUCCGUGGGUGUUGAUUGUUCAGGAAAUUCUGGUGAGAAUUGGGUGGAUAUAGUGACUUCUUUAUCAUGGGAGGCUGCUGCUUUUUUGAAGCCCGAUACACAUGAGGGUCAGAUGAUGGAUCCUGAUGGAUAUGUGAAGGUUAAAUGUAUUGCCACUGGUUUACGUACCCAAAGUCAAGUAAUCAAAGGGCUAGUCUUCAAAAAGCAUGCUGCUCACAAACACAUGCCUACAAAGUACAAAAACCCGAGGCUGCUGCUGAUCCAUGGCUCGCUAGAUCUUUCUUCUGGUGGAUUGUCAUCAUUUGAAUCAAUGCAGCAGGAAAAGGACAGUUUGAAAUUGAUUAUUGAGAUGAUAGAGAUGUGCCAUCCCAAUGUUAUUUUAGUCGAGAAAUCAGUUUCUCGUGACAUACAAGAGUCUAUUCUUGCAAAAGGGAUAACACUAGUCUAUGAUAUGAAGCUCCACCGACUAGAGAGAGUUGCUCGCUGUAUUGGUUCACCUUUAUUGUCAGCGGAGAUUGCAAUAGGUAAAAAACUUAGGCAGUGUGAUUCCUUUCGCAUUGAGAAAUUUGUGGAAGAACAUGCUGUUGCAGGUGAGGGUGGAAAAAGACCUAGUAAAACUUUGUUGUUCCUUGAGGGGUCUCCUACUCGGCUUGGAUGCACGGUUCUGCUGAUGGGAGCUAACAGCAAUGAAUUGAAAAGAAUUAAAUGUGUUGUCCGGUGUGCAGUUGUCAUGGCAUAUCAUUUAAUGCUUGAGACUUCUUUCCUUCUAGAUCAAAGUGCAAUGUUCUCCACGAUUUCUUCUACUGAGGUAGACCUGGCUUUUACCAACAAACAAUUGACACCAGUUGGCACUGAUGAGACCAAUGUAAAAGGACAGAAGGAAUCUGAUGCAGAAAUAAACGAGUCAUUCACACUUGAUGUUCCCGCUUCUAAUGGCUUCCAUCGAAUGGGGUCACAGAACCUAAUCGCAUCUUCAGGGGACAAUUCUUCAUUGUCGUUUCAGUCAUUGAACCUAGAAACAUUUCCAGGAUUAUCUCAUUCAACAUCUAUUCAAGAACUUACAAAUGAUAGUUUUCCUCUUUUCUCUGACUCUUCGGAGAGUAUGCCCAGUGCACUUCGUUUUGAUGGAAGAAAUCAGGUUGGUCAGGCUGAAAAUGAAAUUCACAUUUCCAGUGCUCGAGGUCUGGAGGUUGUAGAUCACCAUGAUGACAGGCCAAAAGCUAAACUUGAGGAAAAUAAUUUGCUUGGUAAUGAGCAGUCGAAUCGACCAGAAUGUUCAGAUACAUGGAGCCAUUGUGAUAGUCUUGAAGAUCACAUGCUUGGGAAGGAUGAGAUCAGUACAGUCCUAGAUUCUGAAAGCAUUUUAGUUCUGAUGUCCAGCCGCAAUGCUUCAAGAGGGACUAUGUGUGAGCAGAGUCAUUUUUCUCAUAUUAAGUUCUACCGGAGUUUCGAUGUUCCUCUUGGAAAGUUUCUGUGUCAUAAUUUGCUCAAUCAGAAACUUCAGUGCAAGACUUGUGGAGAAUCCACUGAGGUGCACUUUUUCUACUAUGCACAUCACAAUAAGCAACUUACUAUCCAAGUUUGUCAUCUUCCUUCCAGAAAAAGUUUGCCUGGGGAAAGUGAAGGCAAACUUUGGAUGUGGAGUCGUUGUGGUCAGUGUAAAUUCCGUGAUGGAAGCUCAAAAUCUACAAAAAGGGUAUUGAUGUCAGCUGCUGCCCGUGGUUUAUCAUUUGGGAAGUUUUUGGAACUCAGUUUUUCAAACCAUUCCUCGUUCAAUAGUCCAUCCAGCUGUGGUCAUUCUCUCCAUAAGGAUUUCAUAUACUUCUUUGGACUAGGCCCCAUGGUUGCAAUGUUCAAGUACUCAGCAGUUGCAACUUAUUCAGUGUCUCUGCCACCUCAGAAGAUGGAGGUCAACUCUAAAGUCAGAGGAGAGUUUCUUAAGAAAGAUUCUGAGCAUGUGUAUUCAAAAGGGAUUUCAAUGUUCAGUGAUAUAGAAAAGUCUUUGAAGGACAUAGGAAGUCGAUAUGUUGGGGUAACUCUGAACAUUCAUGGAUCAAGCAAGCAAUUUUCUGAUAUCGUAGAGAUGUUGAAGCAGGAGAAAUCUCAAUUUGAGGUUGACAUUCAGAAUGUCUCUAAGAAUGAAAGUGAAGAUGAUGCUGUGCGUAAACUUCUAAGCUUGAAUAGAGUCCGACUGGAACUUCUUCUUGAAUCAUGUGUAUGGGAUCGUAGGUUACAUGCAUUACUCUCAUCUGAUCUUAAAAUGGUUAAUACUGAUUCAAUGGGCUCAGAAGCACAAGAAAACCUACUCAGAGACAAUGUAAUUGAUGAACAAGAAUUUGGUAAGGCUAACAUUUCUGUGGGAAAUUGUGAUAGUGCUCCAGAAAAUUCUUCUGGAUCCGAAAUUAAGCGGGCUGCAUCAGUUGAAGCUAAUGAUUUUCCAAUUAAAGAGAUUCAGAUUGAUGGGCAAGUUGAGGAAUCUAGAGGACAUAAGUCAUGGUCUACAUCUUGUGGCACCAAUGAUGUUGCAAGGCCAAAUAUUGGCGGAUGGAAUGAAAAUGGAUUAGCAGUUCAUGAAUUCUUGGUGGGACAAAAUUCAGAAGAUCAUUCUGAUGCUGUUGAGGGAAACUCCCUUCAUGAUACUAUAUUUUCAUCUGUGGAAGUGCAAAUGGGUAAGGAAACGUCAAUAGCUACUGAUAUGGAAGAUGCUGGUUCUGAUUCAAACCAUUCUCCAAGAGAAAAGCACCAUCAUUCUUUGUUUUCCAACUUAGAAAAUGAUAAGGGUUGGAUCUGGGCCCCCUUUACCGACAUUCGACGUGAAUAUAUGGAGGAUCUCCAGAGAGGUUACUUGCCAAAAAUUGUCUCUUUCAGCAGCUAUGCUGCAGAAUCUAUGGCUCAGAAACUGAUUACUGAUGAGGGCUCAAGGCUGCACAUUCCUCUUGGUAAUCAUGACUAUAUAGUUUCUGACUAUGAAGAUGAAUUCUCAAGCAUAAUAGCUUGUGCACUGACUUUAGUGAAGGAUGUGGCAAUUGCAACAGAGGAUCUGGCUGAGGAUGCUCCGAAAGAAAGAGCAAACGAGAGUUCUCAGAGUCUGACAAGAGUGUUUUCCUUUAACGCUCCUAAUUGGUCUUCAUUAAGUUCCUUGGAUUCCGAUGGCAUGCAUUCUCCACCUGCCAACUUGACACAUUCACAUUCAUCAAGUUUUGAUGGUUUAGAUUUGUUAGAUUCAUUCGUCUCCUAUGGUGCUAGCCACCCGGAAGUCUCUAUGGGUUUGGGAAAAUACCAAGCAAAACGUAAAUAUUCUGUCGUAUGCCUGUAUGCGAGCCAAUUUCGUCAGUUGCGAGCUCGGUGCUGUCCUUCUGAAGUCGAUUAUAUUGCUUCCCUAAGCCGUUGUAGGAAUUGGGAUGCCAAAGGUGGAAAGAGUAAAUCUUUCUUCGCUAUAACGCUAGAUGAUCGUUUUAUUAUCAAGGAAAUUAAGAGAACGGAAUUUGAUUCAUUCAUGAAGUUCGCCACAAACUAUUUUGACUACAUGAAUCAAUGCUAUGAGCUGGGAAAUCAGACCUGCCUUGCUAAAAUUCUCGGCAUCUACCAGGUUGCCAUAAAAGCAACGAAAAAUGGGAAGGAGACUAGACAUGAUCUCCUUGUGAUGGAGAAUCUUUCAUUUGGUCGGCAUAUAGCUAGACAGUAUGAUCUUAAAGGAGCUCUGCAUGCUCGAUUUAAUAGUGCUGGCAAUAAUUCAGGAGACGUUCUUUUGGAUCAAAAUUUCGUCAACGAUAUGAAUGUUUCACCUCUUUAUGUUAGUAGGAAAUCGAAGCGAAAUCUGCAGCGGGCUAUAUACAAUGACACUAAUUUCCUUAAUUCUAUCAAUGUGAUGGAUUAUUCUCUACUGGUGGGAGUGGAUUCUCAACGUCGUGAGCUAGCAUGUGGCAUCAUAGACUAUCUCAGGCAGUAUACUUGGGACAAGCAACUCGAGAAUUGGGUGAAAUCUUCACUUGUUGUUCCUAAGAACCAGUUGCCUACUAUCAUUUCUCCCAAAGAAUACAAGAAGAGAUUUAGGAAGUUCAUAAAUACACACUUCUUGAGUGUUCCAGAUCAUUGGUGUUCACAGAGAUCUUCCAACCCUUGCAAACUUUGUGGCCCUGCUUUGGAGAAUGGUUCGUUACAUAAGAAGUCCCAAAAGCGAGGAAAUCAGGAUGAUGAUUCAGCCCAUGGUACAUCUCAGAAACAAGGGAAACAUGAUGAUGGUUCCUCCCAUGGUAUAUCUCAGAAACAAGGGAAGCAUGAUGAUGGUUCCUUAAAAUCUCCACAUCACGGUAGACAUAAUGGCUUCUUUGCCUGAUUUCUCUUCGUCCAUCAUCAUUUCGAAAUCAAUUGUCUAUUUCAUAUAUUUGUAUAUAGUUCCUCGCAAUAUUGCGUCUGUUGCUUAUCCUGCAUCUAUUUCUGCAGCAAAGUUCUGGGGGCAUUGGUGUUUUAUAGGUUGUCAUAUGUAGGUUGUACCUAUAAACUUUUGCAUGUAUAUCGUCUCGCGUAAUUGUAAAAAUCGCAUUAUGAGGCUUUUGGAUGAUUUCGGUGGAUGAAAAUGUAAGUUGCAAUCUUACAUGCAUAGGCAAGGUAUUAAAAUACGAUGAUGUUAAUAUUGUUUAAUGUUUGAAACUGAUGAAUAUAUACCAUUUGCAUUUAUAUGUACA
Sesamum indicum (sesame) is the source of this 5740-nucleotide messenger RNA. Its product is annotated as putative 1-phosphatidylinositol-3-phosphate 5-kinase FAB1D. The record is from RefSeq and is a predicted model, not a curated record. Lineage: Eukaryota; Viridiplantae; Streptophyta; Magnoliopsida; Lamiales; Pedaliaceae. Gene Ontology annotation, molecular function: 1-phosphatidylinositol-3-phosphate 5-kinase activity; ATP binding. Gene Ontology annotation, biological process: phosphatidylinositol phosphate biosynthetic process. Gene Ontology annotation, cellular component: endosome membrane.